AGUUUUAAAGCUGCCUUAAAAAUAGUACAUCAUUCAGCGGAGUACAUGAGGAAGGUCUUCAAACGCCAUGCAAUCAUGGAUAGUUCUCUUUUCAUCUUAGAAGAAAUGUAUGCAAAAUUACGUCUAGUGCAAAAGGAGGAGGAGAGUCAUCUCAAAAGUAAUUAUAAUUGUGUCGAACUGUUUGGAUUUCUUGUCUCUCAAAUCACGUCAGAGGUAUUUUUCAUCGACUGGGAAAGACCGAGAGGUGUCAUCGUUUCCAGAUCUGAUGAUUCUACGUUCAACCCUGUGACUAUAUGGCGAACGUACAUCGUCGCCAACGAAUGGAACGAACUGCAGACCUACCGAAGAAUAAGCUGUUUUUUCCAGUUGUUCGUCGUUUGUGUGCUGCUCAAGGUAAACGCAGUCAUCGAACCGGGGUUCAGAACCACCGCACCAGCAGCGAGUGCAGUAGAUUCGGUCAUCACGUUUUUGGUUGAGCGGUGUUUCUGGGACCAGAUUCGCAACUUUGUUGACCUCUGCUCGAUAAGCAACAUAAGCGUGCUUGGCCUUCAGAACCAUCUCUACGGAUUUUAUCUUCACGGACGGUCGGUACAUGGUUACGCAGACUGCGACAUAAAGGAGAUGAACGACAAAUUGCAGCGUGAGAAGGCAUGCUUUUGUUUUCGUGGUUUGGAACCAAACUCUGAAGUUCAGUCCUUUACGGUUUACCUCUCUGAUCGGUUCAGACUACAGUACGACAGAAUUUCCCGCCUGAUAACCAAUGGAUUGGAUUUAAAAGAAUGUUUCACGUUCGUCGAUGGAAGGAAACUAAAACUGUUGAUACUUUUAGAUUAUUCAGAACAGGCGUUUACGAAGCUGUUUUUCUUUGGCAACGAGUUCACGCUGUUCACGUUUGAAAUGAGCUUGUUUUGUUAUGUAGAAUAUCUCAGUCGAAACGUUGUCUUAGCCGCGGCUGUCACUGCAUUUGUAGUGAUGAUCGUCAAGAAGUUGAGGGAGAAAGGCGGCAUCAAGAACCUAACUCGAACCAGCCUGGUUGAUGCACGUUUCCUGCUGUAA
Soboliphyme baturini is the source of this 1056-nucleotide messenger RNA. The record is from the annotation of a GenBank genome assembly. NCBI's taxonomy places the organism in Eukaryota, Metazoa, Nematoda, Enoplea, Dioctophymatida, Soboliphymatidae.